Messenger RNA from Erpetoichthys calabaricus (reedfish), 1702 nucleotides. RefSeq names its product tropomyosin alpha-3 chain. Lineage: Eukaryota; Metazoa; Chordata; Cladistia; Polypteriformes; Polypteridae. The record is from RefSeq and is a predicted model, not a curated record. The coding region runs from base 132 to 986 and encodes 284 amino acids. Gene Ontology annotation, biological process: actin filament organization; muscle contraction. The transcript is spliced from 9 exons. Gene Ontology annotation, molecular function: actin filament binding. Gene Ontology annotation, cellular component: actin filament.
GAGUUUAAGUUUGUCACAUUCAGCCUGCUCUGCUGAACCCUCCUCUUUUCCCUGAUCUCCUUAAAUUGGUGUGGAUCUUUGGUUUUAAGUCUUUCAGCCUACGGUACCAAGUUAUCUGAACACUUGUCAAGAUGGAAGCCAUCAAGAAGAAGAUGCAGAUGCUUAAACUGGACAAGGAAAAUGCCUUGGACAGAGCAGAGCAGGCCGAAGCUGACAAGAAAGCAGCUGAAGAGAGAAGCAAACAGCUUGAAGAUGAGCUGCUGUCCAUGCAGAAGAAACUGAAGGGGACAGAGGAUGAGCUUGACAAAUACUCAGAAGCACUGAAGGAUGCUCAAGAAAAACUAGAGCUGGCAGAGAAGAAGGCUGCAGAUGCUGAAGCUGAGGUUGCUUCACUAAACCGCCGCAUCCAGUUGGUUGAGGAGGAGUUGGAUCGUGCUCAGGAGCGACUAGCUACAGCAUUGCAAAAAUUAGAGGAAGCUGAAAAGGCUGCAGAUGAGAGUGAAAGAGGUAUGAAGGUCAUUGAGAACCGUGCUCUAAAAGAUGAAGAGAAGAUGGAACUUCAGGAGAUACAGCUGAAGGAAGCUAAACACAUUGCGGAAGAGGCUGACCGCAAGUAUGAGGAGGUUGCCCGCAAGUUGGUAAUCAUUGAGGGAGACCUGGAACGCACAGAAGAGAGGGCAGAACUUGCAGAAUCCAAAGUCAGGAUGUUGGAAGAACAGCUCCGGGGUUUUGACCAGUCAUUGAAGUCCCUGCAGGCCUCUGAAGAAAAGUAUUCUCAGAAGGAAGACAAAUAUGAGGAGGAAAUUAAGAUCCUGACAGACAAAUUAAAAGAGGCUGAAACUCGUGCUGAGUUUGCCGAAAGAUCAGUUGCUAAACUGGAGAAAACUAUUGACGACUUGGAAGAGAAACUGGCUGUCACCAAAGCAGAAAAUGUGAACAUGCAUGCCAUGUUGGACCAGACCCUCCAAGAGCUGCAUAGCUUGUAAACUGUUCUCCCUUCCCCCCCACUUGCUUCACUGCAGCUCCCUGAACUGCUACAGCAGCCCCUGCCACCCUUGCUUGUGCCCUGUCCUGUCUGACUUUGCAUUCCUUGGGGGUUCUGCCUUUGCCACAGUGUGUGAAUUUAACAGCUGUUUUCAAAUUUUUAUCACAGCUGCCUUGUGGUGAUGAUGGAUCUUCCUGUGUACCAUGUUUCUCUUAAGGAGGUUAGAUUUUGCACAUAUUUGAAUGCAGAGCUCAAACGUACAGUGCAACUGGAAAGUCCACAAAUUAUCACUGUGUGCUAAAAAUACAGUUUACUAGUUACCCUUUUUUUCAAUACUGCAUUUUCUUGGAAAACACUGUGAACUAGAAAUACUUAUCGGCAGCAUAUUUCUAGAAUGUGAUGUAGCCAAGGGACCAAAUAUUACUCUACUUACUGCCAAAAUUCCCCUUCCCCAACCCACCCUCAUUCAGGGAUCAGAGGUCAUGAGGGCAACUCUGAGAGCUGUAGGAAUGUCUUAAGUGUGGGAAGAGGCUAAUAAAAAUAAUGCAAAAGGCAGCAAUAUGCCUGUUUUUAAUGCUUUAUUCUGAAAGGGCAACAAAUCCCCCACCCCCACCCCACUCUCCUUUUAAUGCCUAAUGUGUUGCUGUUUUUACAGAUUUUGUAUGGUGCUUGUGCCAAUAAAAGCAAGUAGGUGUCUAUAGCCACCCUUAAACUUUA